ACAAGGUACCACUUUUCAAAAAGUAGCAUUUAACCUUUCGAAAAAUGUAUUCAUCUCCAUCAUUGAAUCCAAAACUCACACCUUUCCAUGCACUGUCUGAGCUAAGCUCUACUCCAUUUCACUGUCAUACAAAACAACAAACACCUCUAAACUAACCAGGCCCUCUCAGUUUCUCCCACAAGAUGGCAAUGAGCAACAAUGUCAUCGGAGCAGUCAACUUCGUCGCCGUGCUCCUCUCAAUCCCCAUCAUCGGCGCCGGAAUCUGGCUAAUGAAUGGCGCAGCUGAUUCCUGUGUAUCCUUCCUACAAUGGCCCGUCAUCAUUCUUGGUGUUCUUAUCCUCGUCGUGGCUCUCGCAGGUUGCAUUGGAGCCUUCUUCAGAAUCUCAUGGCUUCUCAUAAUCUACCUCAUUGCCAUGCUCAUCCUCGUUAUACUUGUCAUUUGCUUGGCUGUUUUCGUUUACAUGGUCACCAUUCGUGGUCAUGGCCUCAUGGAACCCAACCGCGCUUACUUGGAGUACCGUUUGGAUGACUUCUCAGGGUUUCUUCGUCGCAGGGUGAGAAGCUCGUUCAAGUGGGAUCACAUCAGAAGCUGUCUUAGUCAAACGAACAUGUGCGCUGAGCUUAACCAGAGUUUCCGAAUGGCUCAGGAUUUCUUUAACGCGCGUCUAACGCCUAUGCAGUCAGGGUGCUGCAAGCCACCGACGCAAUGUGCGUACACAUUUGUGAACCCAACUUAUUGGAUAAGCCCGAUUAACACAGCAGCAGAUAUGGAUUGCCUGCAGUGGAGCAACGACCAAACACAACUUUGCUACGGCUGUGACUCCUGCAAGGCUGGUUUGUUGGCAAAUCUCAGGAAGGAGUGGAAAAGAGCCAAUGUCGUAUUGAUCAUCACCCUUGUCGUUUUGAUAGUGGUUUAUAUGGUAGGAUGCUGUGCCUUUAGAAAUGCCAAAACUGAGGAUCUCUUUCGCAAAUACAAGCAGGGCUAUACUUGAGAAGAUUGGAUCAGUGUUUGAUGUUAGUGAAGUUUGGUACAGUGAAGUGGCAAUGAAAUUGGAUAAUUUAGUUUGUAUUAAUAUUUAUUACUAGUACUAUCUAUGUUGUUGGAAUUAAAAAAAAAUAAUAUCCAUGUAGUAUAAGAAUUUGUCGUUUUCAGUUUUCACUUUCUUUAAGAAGAAAACAUGCUUGUUUA
Lotus japonicus is the source of this 1189-nucleotide messenger RNA. RefSeq names its product protein TORNADO 2-like. Gene Ontology annotation, cellular component: plasma membrane; plasmodesma. The coding region runs from base 183 to 992 and encodes 269 amino acids. NCBI's taxonomy places the organism in Eukaryota, Viridiplantae, Streptophyta, Magnoliopsida, Fabales, Fabaceae. Gene Ontology annotation, biological process: auxin-activated signaling pathway. The record is from RefSeq and is a predicted model, not a curated record. The transcript has 2 exons.